AAGCCAUUUAUACCCUAAAAUAAAAAAUGUGAGCGUGUGGUUACCUUUUAAUAUAACAUGACAAUGUAUCAUAUUAUUCUGGACAAUGGAAAAUACCAAACCCAAAUGCACUGAAUUGCAAUGAUUUACACGACUCCAAUGAUUAUUGUCACAGUAGAAUUGUGUUGUUAUAAUGUGCUCAGUAAUCUGAACCCUCCUUUACUUUUUAUUAUAGUGAGAACAGAAGGGACAGCUGAAAUUUCCAAAUACUUAAAUCUUGAAUUAAAGAAUAUAGAAGACUUCAGCACAGAACCUGCAACAACAAUAAAACCGAUAAGCAAUACAGUGGUUACAGAGAGAGAACAUGGUACCUUAAGCCAGCAUGAUGUGGACUCUCGUGCAAGAGCCACAAAUAUGCAAAGAACUAUGAAAAUGCAUCACAUGCUUGGCCAGAAAUAUUUUGAGAUACUUAAAGACCAGGCGAAAUAUGAAUUUGAACACGGAGGUCCCAAAGUGGGAAUUCAAUUAAAACUAAUUCAACUAUAUGAAGACUAUAGAGAGUCAAUGGAGGAAGCCAAAAAAGCAGGAAGUCCAGAUCCAUCCCAGGUUGGAAAUCUUCCAGAAAAAUUACAAAGAAUAGUAACAGCAGUACAGAUGAGAUUUACUGGGCAAAUGGAUAUAUUAAAAAAUAAAGGAAGUGCAGAGGUUGAGAAAUAUUUGGCACAACUUAAAAUUGGAAACACAAUAUAAUUAUAUUUUUAUGAAGAUAAGAAUGUGACAUCCCAAGAUAAAGUCCUUCCAGUGAUGUGACGUUAUCCAUGGAAAUGAAUUUCCAUGGCAGGCAUUAAGCAAAAAAUCUGAACUGAAAAAGCAUGAAUGGGAAAAAGUCGCAAAAAAGUCAAGAAAACAACAACUUUUUCAACUUGUCAACAAAAGCCAGCAUCAAGAAACCCCAAAAACCACAAA
Messenger RNA from Xenopus tropicalis (tropical clawed frog), 945 nucleotides. RefSeq lists its product as uncharacterized. Bases 121 to 729 code for a protein of 202 amino acids. The record is from RefSeq and is a predicted model, not a curated record. Lineage: Eukaryota; Metazoa; Chordata; Amphibia; Anura; Pipidae. The transcript is spliced from 11 exons.